AUGAAAAUUUGGGAAAGAGUUAUAGAAGCAAGAUCACGCAAGGAGACUGUGGUGUGUGAAGAACAGUUUGGGUUCAUGCCAGGAAGAGGAACGACUGAUGCAACACAUGCUUUAAGGCGGAUAGUGGAGAGACACGGGGAGCUACAAGCAGAUCUACAUAUGGCUUUCAUUGAUUUGGAGAAAGCAUAUGACAGAGUCCCAAGGGACGAAAUAUGGAGAAGCAUAAGAGAGCAGUGCGUGCCAGAGAAGCAUGUGAGGGUAGUGAAGGAAAUGUACAGAGGAGCAAUGAGACAGGUGAGAAGUAGUGUGGGCAUGACAAAGGAGUUUCUAGUAAAAGUAUGGUUACAUCAAGGGUCUGCGCUUAGUCCCUACAUCUUUGACCUGAUUAUGGAUGUGCUGGUGAAAGAUGUGAAGAAGGAAGCGCCGUGGAAUAUGAUGUUUGCGGAUUAUGUGGUUCUUUGUGAGCAAAGCAUAGACGAACUUGAGGAAAAGCUGGAGGAUUGGAGGAAGGCACUAGAAGAAAGAGGGAUGAAAAUUUGCAGGACAAAGUCAGAAUAUUUAGCACUGAAGGAUGUCCAGAUGAGGUCUUGCAAGAUCCAGGAUGAUGAGCUGAAAUCGGUCUGCAAAUUUAAAUACCUGGGGUCGUACAUACAGAGGGACGGAGGACUGGAAAGCAAGAUACAACACCGUAAAAAUUACGGUUGGAACAACUGGAGGAAAAUUAUUGGAAUGUUGUGUGACAAGAAGGUGAGCACUGGGUUGAAAGGGAAAGUGUACAAGUCAGUGGUAAGGCCUGGUAUGAUAUACGGGGGCAGAGACGUGGCCAAUCACAGUAGCCCAGGAAAGGAAGAUGGAAGUGGCGGAAAUGAGGAUUCUGAGGUGAAUGUGUGGGGUAAGAAGGAAGGACAGGAUUAG
Molecule: messenger RNA, 915 nt
Organism: Schistocerca americana (American grasshopper)
Lineage: Eukaryota; Metazoa; Arthropoda; Insecta; Orthoptera; Acrididae
Exons: 1
Coding region: 1-915 (304 amino acids)
Source: RefSeq, a predicted model, not a curated record